AUGGAUAUUUCAUCCAACGUGGGGUGCCCUGGCCCCUUCAACUUCAGCCCCUGUGACGAUGCUACUGAGGGUCUUUCCUCGGGAGCUCAUGUCCAGGGCCGGCCCGCUGCCCGGAAGCGUCGCCCCUCUCACUUCGCGCAGAGGAGGAAGUCCAUUGUCAACCAGAUAAUGGACGGGGAGGACGAGCUGCUCCUCAAGUUGGACCUGUUCCUGACCGAGCUGGAACGGCGGCUUGAGUAUUGGGAGACUUACGGAGAGCUCAGCCUGGAUUCAGGCAUUUCGGCCGCUCUCGACACCCUGCAGGCCGUCCGAACUCGAUGUUCCCAAGUCUCGGGAGAAGCCAUGGGUGCUGGCCGUAGGAGGCUGCACGUCAUGGUGGAAACCGUCGAAUCUGCGUAUCACGAGGCUAUGGCCGCCGCAGGUUCGCUAAACGAAAAAGCCAAAGUCGGAAUCGAGCUGCUCAACGAGGUGCUGCAGGACCUGGAAAAUCAGGCGCUCAAGUUCCGAGAGAAGGGCUUGGCGAAUGCCGCCGAGAGCCUCAUGGAUGAAGCCCAUCGCGUGGUCGACGAGGGUAUCGGGAGGGCACUCCGCGCGGCUGAGUCACUGGAGGACCACGUCCAGCGAGCCAUCGCUCGCGCCAGAGAGCAUGGCCUCCUCCGCUACGACGAGCUGCCGGUGCCGUGGAGGAUAAACCCACACAUCAUCAAGGGCUACCGCUUCUCCGAGACAAAGUUGGCCUGUGUGAGGUCGGCCUUUGGCUUCUCCAACGAGCUUGUCAACAUAUGGUCCCAUGCCAUUGGCCUCAUCCUCGUCCUUGCCCUGGCAUUCUACUUCUACCCGACGAGCUCCAAUUUCUCGCUGAGCUCGAAGGCCGACAUCUUCAUUGCCGCCAUCUUCUUCUUUGCCGCGUGUCAGUGUCUGGUCUGCAGCGUCAUCUGGCACACGAUGAACUCGGUUGCCGACGUCAGCCUCAUCUCAAUGUUCGCCUGUGUCGACUAUACGGGUAUUUCGCUUUUGAUUGCGGCGUCCAUCAUGACUACUGAAUACACCGCCUUCUACUGCGAGCCCGUGAGCCGCUGGAUCUACAUGGUUACCACGGCUAUCCUGGGUGUUGGCGGCGUCAUGCUCCCGUGGCAGCCCUGGUUUAACGCUCCGGACAUGGCAUGGGCGAGAGUUGCCUUUUUCGUUGCCCUAUCGGCGACGGGCUUUCUCCCGGUCCUUCAGCUCUCCGCCACACGCGGCCUGGAGACAACCUUUGAGUUCUACACGCCGAUUGCAAAGAGUCUUCUCGUUUACUUCGUCGGCGCGCUCGUCUACGCCAGCAAGGUCCCGGAGCGUUGGUGCCCUGGCAUGUUCGACUACGUUGGGGGCAGCCAUAACCUUUGGCAUAUCGCAGUGUUAGGGGGCAUCCUCUUUCAUUACACAGCUAUGCAAGACUUCUUUUCGCAUGCCUUCAGGCUCGCCACGGACGGAUGCACGGCAUACUAA
This is a messenger RNA of Parathielavia appendiculata, 1488 nucleotides long. Its product is annotated as HlyIII-domain-containing protein. The record is from RefSeq and is a predicted model, not a curated record. The coding region runs from base 1 to 1488 and encodes 495 amino acids. Gene Ontology annotation, cellular component: membrane. Lineage: Eukaryota; Fungi; Ascomycota; Sordariomycetes; Sordariales; Chaetomiaceae. Gene Ontology annotation, molecular function: signaling receptor activity. Gene Ontology annotation, biological process: intracellular zinc ion homeostasis. The transcript has a single exon.